Molecule: messenger RNA, 510 nt
Organism: Hyalella azteca
Lineage: Eukaryota; Metazoa; Arthropoda; Malacostraca; Amphipoda; Hyalellidae
Exons: 3
Coding region: 105-461 (118 amino acids)
Source: RefSeq, a predicted model, not a curated record
UUUUCAUGAAGAAUAACCCAAGAUUUUUUGUAAUCUACAAAAAAUAAACAGACACAAGAUUUUUGUAAUAAACAUUGUAAUUCUUGAGACCUCGUCCAUUAUCCAUGAAUACAAUGGGUCUCUUCACGCCAUUACUAAUAAUGGUGAUGGUGAUGGUUAUGGUGCCCAUAGCUAGUACAGACCUCGUAUACCAGUUUGCGCUGCGUGGUUAUACCAUCCCACGUGAGAAUGUUACUCACACAUUCAUCGUCAAGUCUGUGUGUACAUGCAAGUACAUAUGUGGCUUGCAUGCAUGUCGUCUCUACACGACCUCUCCACCCACCGCCACGCGUGACAUCACAUGCCAGCUCUGCACCGGCGCACUGCAGCUCUACAAACUACAGCUGGAUUAUAAAGCCAACCCAACUACUGUCAUCAAAUCGGAUUACCAGCUGUUUGGCGCCUUGUUCUUCACAAUUUAGGCGUCUUUGUUGACAGAUUACCAGCUGUUUGGCGCCUUGUUCUACACAA